Messenger RNA from Nipponia nippon (crested ibis), 1069 nucleotides. The record is from RefSeq and is a predicted model, not a curated record. NCBI's taxonomy places the organism in Eukaryota, Metazoa, Chordata, Aves, Pelecaniformes, Threskiornithidae.
GUAGGUCUUUGGCCAUGAACCCCAUCCAGAGGCCUGAGAUGUACAUCAUCGGCGCUCAGCCGGUGUGCAGCCAGCUGCCGGGGCUCUCCCCUGGGCAGCGCAAGCUCUGCCAGCUCUACCAGGAGCACAUGGUCUUCAUCGGGGAAGGGGCCCGCAGUGCCAUCAAGGAGUGCCAGUACCAGUUUCGGCAGCGGCGGUGGAACUGCAGCACGGUGGACAACACCUCUGUCUUUGGGAGGGUCAUGAAAAUAGGGAGCCGAGAGACUGCUUUCACCUACGCCGUCAGUGCUGCCGGGGUGGUGAACGCGAUCAGCCGGGCUUGCCGUGAAGGAGAGCUCUCCAGCUGUGGCUGCAGCCGGACCGCCCGGCCCAAGGACUUGCCCCGAGACUGGCUGUGGGGUGGCUGCGGGGAUAACGUGGAGUAUGGAUAUCGUUUCGCCAAGGAGUUUGUGGAUGCCAAGGAGAGGGAGAAGAACUAUGUGAGAGGUUCAGAGGAGCAGGCUCGCAUGCUGAUGAACUUGCAGAACAACGAGGCCGGUCGCAGGAAGACCUGCUGGCUGCAGCUGGCCGAUUUCCGCAAGGUGGGCGACCUGCUGAAGGAGAAGUACGACAGCGCCGCCGCCAUGAGGAUCAGCCGCAAGGGCAAGCUGGAGCUGGUGAACAACCGUUUCAACAUGCCGACGCAAGAGGACCUGGUCUACGUCGACCCCAGCCCGGACUAUUGCCUGCGCAAUGAGACCACUGGCUCGCUGGGCACUCAGGGCCGACUGUGCAACAAGACCUCAGAGGGCAUGGAUGGGUGUGAGCUGAUGUGCUGCGGACGGGGUUAUGACCAGUUCAAGAGCGUCCAGGUGGAGCGUUGCCACUGCAAGUUCCAUUGGUGCUGUUAUGUCAAGUGUAAAAAGUGCACAGAGAUCGUCGACCAGUACGUCUGUAAAUGAAAAGAGCCACCAAAGCAACAAAUCUAUAUUAUAUAAUUCUAUAUAAAUAUAUUUUAUAUUUGUAUAAAUAAACAGAUGAUGAUAAUAAUUAAAGAAGCUUAUUUAAGAGACAUUUUGGUUUUGAAGUU